UGGCGGUUCGGCACAUGCUUGCCGCUUGACGCCAGGCGCCCUCAGUGGCCUGUCAACGGGGGGCUGCAGCAACGAUUCGUUCCCGGUGCAUCCGCCACGCGUGAGUGGUUGAGAAGGGUGGUUGUGUGAUGGCUGAGAAGGUGCUGACGAACACUGCGCGGCUGGGGCUGGCGGCAGGGAGCCUCGGACUGAUCCCUUACUUUUGUCUGUAUAAUGGUAGGUACAAGAUGUACAAGAGACAGACAGACAGAUCUGGCUACAACAGGCGACCUCAUCCUUGUGCGUGUGUGAGUGCAGUUGAUGGUGGUGAGCGGUGUGUCAUGUUCAACCGGUUCGGUGGUGUGUCCAACAAAGUGACCGGCGAGGGCACUCACUUCAAAAUACCGUGGUUCCAGGUGAGCGACCCACAUGCAGUGCAGACCGCCCUGUGGCUUCCUGUCGGCGAGCGUGAUCUCCUUGUCUGUCGGUGUCUGUGGUUCAGGUGCCGUUCAUCUAUGACAUCAGAGUGCGACCGAAGGUCAUCUCGACCACCACUGGAACAAAGGGUGAGCUGGCCACACUGCAGUGAUGCACGGCGUCAGUCCUCUGAAUGUGUGUGUGUGUGUGUGUGUGCAGAUCUGCAGACGGUCAGCUUGAGUCUGAGGCUGCUCUUCCGCCCUCUUGUUGGUCAGCCACGCAGCAACACAGCACACCCAUCCCGUCUGCAUGUGAUCACAUCCGCCCCGCUGCGUGCCCAUCUCCCUCAGACCGUCUGCCCGUGCUGCACAAGACGCUCGGCCCCGACUAUGACGAGCGUGUGCUCCUCUCCAUCGGCAAUGAGAUCCUCAAGGCUGUCGUGGUACGCAGCGCAGCCAUCCAUCCUUGCACAGACCAACCACACAAAGCCGCCUGUUACGUGCGUCAACGUGCAUUGGUGUGUGCGUGUGUGUGUGUGUGUGUGGUCGCACUGCUGCACUGCUGCACUGCAGGCUCAGUACAAUGCGGAGUCUCUGCUGACUCAGCGAGACAAGGUCUCCCGCGACGUGCGUGACGCCAUCACCGAGAGAGCCAAGGCUUUUGACAUCAUCCUCGACGACGUCGCUAUCGUGAGCAGACAAACACACGGGCAGCCAAGCUGCCAUGAGCAUCAAUCAAUUGUGUGUGUCUGGUGUGGUGUAUGCAGACCCACCUGAGUUACGGCAAGGAGUUUUCAAAGGCCAUCGAGGAGAAACAAGUUGGUGAGUGACGGCGUCCUUUGAUUCCUUUGAUAUGGUCCCACACAUCUCACCCUCUCUCUGUGUGUGCGUGUGCGUGUGUGUGUGUGUGUGUGUGUGCAGCUGAGCAGGAGGCGGAGCGCGUCAAGUUCAUCGUGGCCAAGGCCGAGCAGGAGAGACUUGCGGCCGUCGUCAGGGCAGAGGGAGAGGCAGAGGCUGCAGAAAUGGUACGCACCACAAUCAUCACUGACUGACUGACACACCCAUGUUGGUCAUUUCUCUCUGUGACCCUGUGCUGUGUGCGUUGUGUGUGCAGAUAUCGAAGGCUCUGAAGGAGCACGGUACGGGUCUGAUUGAGGUGCGACGGAUCGACACCGCAAAGGACAUCGCAGAGACACUCGCCAAAUCAAGAAACGUCAUGUAAGCGGCACACACCACAUAUACCUCCCACAAAUGCACUACGUGUCGACCACCGCCGUCAUGUGUGGCGUGUCAUGUGUUGUCUUGUCUUGUGUUAGGUACGUGCCGAGCGGUCAGAACAUCCUCUUCAACCUCGGGAUGCCCGGCGGUGGCGGCGGCGGCCAGGCAUCGUAACCCUCUUCCGCUCUUCUCUCUUCAUCACAUUCUGUAGCCGCUUGCUUUGUUCCUCCAUUGGAGGAACAACCUCUGCUGUCUGCUGCGUGCUGGAUGUGUGUGUCGAUGGCGAGCCUUUCUUUCGUCGUUUGCCACACGGCCUUUCUCGCCCCUCGUGCCUGACGUGAUGCCCAUUGAUAUUUCAACACCACCGAUGCGACGCCAUGCGAUGCUUUCCGCCGUUUGCGGCCGUCAUGUGUCGUGUCGUGUGUCUCUGCGAGUGAGCUUCGAGUGUGCGAGGAGUUUCUGGGUUGGUGGUCGUUCGUUCCCUGAUUGAGUGAUUUAAGCCCCUCACUGGCCUCCCGCUUUCUCGAUCUCCUGCUCUUGCUCGCCGCGUGGCUGUCCCAUCUGAGCAUCAGCCCGAGCCACAUGCACGGUCCGGGUGGUGAUCAGAUGGGGCAGUGCCACCGCGAGCCGCAGCAGGUUUCUUGAGAGAAGGGAGGUGAGGGAUCGCACCGUGACGACUCAGUCGGUGAUGUUGAAGAUAUACUAUGACUGCGGGCGCUCAUUCAGAAGACAAAUCACAUUCAUUCAAUCGAAAAAGGAAACAAACGGUACCACUCAUUUCAUUGACUCACACGGGACGGGACGGGACACACACAGCCAUGCGGACACACACGGCCAUGUUCUUUCUUGUCAAUCCAUCCGCCUGUCUGUCUAGUCGCAUCACAUCCGUCCA
This is a messenger RNA of Vitrella brassicaformis, 2505 nucleotides long. Lineage: Eukaryota; Vitrellaceae. The record is from the annotation of a GenBank genome assembly.